Messenger RNA from Paramisgurnus dabryanus, 4806 nucleotides. RefSeq names its product lipin 2 (gene lpin2). The record is from RefSeq and is a predicted model, not a curated record. Gene Ontology annotation, biological process: triglyceride biosynthetic process; fatty acid catabolic process; cellular response to insulin stimulus. Gene Ontology annotation, cellular component: nucleus; endoplasmic reticulum membrane; cytosol. Lineage: Eukaryota; Metazoa; Chordata; Actinopteri; Cypriniformes; Cobitidae. Gene Ontology annotation, molecular function: transcription coactivator activity; phosphatidate phosphatase activity.
CGUCACGUCACGUCUCCCAAACCGCUGCUGCCUCGCGAGCAGCCGCUGUACUGACCGGUUGCUGUGCUCGUGCUCUUUGAGUUCCCCUUAAAAAAACACAACACUGUUAUGGUUCUGGAAAGAACCAGAAGAGCUCCGGGAAUUGUCAAUAUUGGGCUCGUGUCGGGGGCGCUCAGAAAUGAAUGAAUAACGUCUGCACGCUAGAGCAGCGGGUGCAAACUGACGGCGAUUGAACGUCCAAUUUCUGACCAACAGCAGCAGCAGCUGAAAGACGGACACCAUGAACUACGUGGGGCAGCUGGCAGGCCAGGUCCUGGUGACUAUGAAGGAGCUGUAUAAGGGCAUUAACCAGGCCACACUGUCUGGUUGCAUCGAUGUGGUGGUGGUCCGCCAGAAGGAUGGUUCUUAUCAGUGUUCUCCCUUCCACGUCCGUUUUGGCAAACUAGGUGUGCUACGAUCUAAAGAGAAAGUGAUUGACAUAGAGAUCAAUGGGGAGCCUGUGGAUCUUCACAUGAAGCUAGGAGAUAACGGUGAAGCCUUCUUUGUGCAGGAAACCGAGGAGCAGAAUGAAAUCAUCCCAGCUCACCUGGCAACCUCACCCAUCCCCACUGAUACUCACAUGUUUUGGAUUGGAGGUGAUCACAGGCAAAGUCAGAACCUGGAUGAAGACCCACUGGACCCUGAAGACCCUCCAGAGCCAUCUGUGUCCAGCACAGGGUCUGGUAAAAAGAAGAAGAAGAGGAGGAAGAAGCACAAAGGGGACCCACGGCGUGAAGAGCUAACCCCUCCUGUCACCAUCAGCUCCACUGCAUCCACGGAUGACAUCUUUGAGAUGGACUUGAGUUCUGAUGAGGAAACCAACACCAGAUCGUCUUCAAUCAGUACAGUCAAAGACACUGAAUCCCAGAUACCAAAUGUUCGUCAUUCUUUGGACAACUACCCUUAUUCAGAUGGUGAUUGGUCUCCAUCAAAUAGUCAUGCCAUGUCAGAGGCCUUUUCUCCCAAGAGUGAUUCUGAAUUGGUGGUCCGGCCAUCAGAGAGCUUGCUUAAAAUGGAGUCACACAUGCAGUGGACGUGGGGAGAGUUGCCAGAAUCUACCAGGGUUUCUAAAAAAGAGAAGACGGAGUGGCCGAAGACCGUGACCAUAACGCCUUCAGAGACCACUCACUUCAGAGUCAUUUUGAGCUCAGAGGCCAUGGAAUCCGAGGAAAGAGAAUCAAGCCUAGGGCCUUCUGGAUGCACCAUAGUUAAGCCUGUACCCCGCACCCCUGAAACCCCCAAAACUCCCACUGAGUCAGAGCUGGAGAUGAUGCCUAGUGGAGUGAUGACCUCAACUCCUUCAGACAGCCCUCCUGCUGAUCCACCUGCUGCUUCUAUAGGUGGAGACAUAAGUGAUACUGCGUCCAAGACUGACUCACCCUCCAAGAAGAAAGGCGUCCCAAAAAGGAGUCAGCACCAGGGCCCUGAGGACAUCUACCUGGAUGACCUGAAUGUGUUGGAGCCUGAUGUUGCUGCUCGCUAUUUUCCUAAGAGUGAUUCUGACCCCAGCUCCAAGCACUGGAUGGACUCUGGGAUGCAUUCAGGCUCGCAGUCACCGCAGUCAGUUGGCAGUGCUGCGGCCGACAGCGGCACAGAGUGCCUGUCUGAUUCGGCCAGUGAUCUCCCUGACGUCACACUGUCUCUGUGCGGAGGACUCAGUGAGAACGGAGAGAUUUCCAAAGAAAAAUUUAUGGAGCAUAUCAUCACAUAUCACGAGUUUGCUGAGAAUCCAGCUAUCAUAGACAAUCCAAAUCUGGUUGUGAAAAUAGGAAACAGGUAUUACAAUUGGACACUGGCUGCUCCUUUGAUCUUAAGCUUGCAGGCAUUUCAGAAGAACUUACCCAAGGCUACAGAGGAAGCUUGGGUAAAAGAGAGGAUGCCAAAGAAAUCAGGCCGCUGGUGGUUCUGGAGGAAAAGAGCAGACAGCACUAUUAAACAGUCGGACAGCACUGGGAAAUUGGAAAUGAAGCAGUCUCAAAUGGAGAAAAGCAGCUCCUCUUUGUCAUUGGAAAGCCAUGCGCGCAAAGCGGACGCCAGGGAUUCAUCCAGCGAUGAGGAUGGGAAAGAAUUGAGUGCUGCCGCUUCAUCAAUGGAACGUAAAGUCCAGUCCGAGCCCCACGGCCACAGCUCCACUCACUCUUACCGCAAGUCCCUGCGCCUCUCCUCGGAUCAGAUCGCUAGUCUGAAAUUAAAGGAAGGACCCAACGAUGUGACUUUCAGCAUCACUACACAGUACCAGGGCACGUGCCGCUGUGAAGGCACCAUUUAUCUUUGGAACUGGGAUGAUAAAGUCAUCAUCUCGGACAUUGACGGAACCAUCACUAAAUCAGAUGUGUUCGGGCAGAUUUUGCCGCAGUUUGGGAAGGACUGGACGCAUAAGGGCCUUGCAAAACUAUACCACCUUGUGGCUGAAAAUGGAUAUAAGUUCCUGUACUGCUCGGCCAGGGCAAUUGGCAUGGCAGACAUGACCCGAGGGUAUCUGCAGUGGGUAAAUGAUGGAGGCAUCAUCCUGCCCCGUGGACCCCUCAUGCUGUCUCCUAGUAGCCUCUUCUCUGCGUUUCACAGGGAGGUGAUUGAGAAGAAGCCAGAAAUCUUCAAAAUCGAAUGUCUCACUGACAUCAAGAACCUCUUCCUUCCCAACAAACAUCCCUUUUACGCCGCGUUUGGGAAUCGAACAAACGACGUCUUUGCCUAUAAAGAGGUUGGAGUGCCAAUUUGUCGAAUCUUCACCGUUAACCCCAAAGGAGAGCUGAUACAGGAGCAAACCAAGGGCAAUAAAUCCUCGUACAGUAGACUGAGUGAGCUGGUGGAUCACGUCUUUCCCUUGCUGAGUAAAGAACAAAGCUCAGCUUUCAGUUUUCCAGAAUUCAGUACCUUUUGUUUCUGGCGACAACCCAUCCCUGAAAUCAGUCCUGAGGACCUGCUUUUAUAGACCAUCCCCGUAGGUCCAUUAUCAGUUGCUAAAUAUAUAACACAGUCACUGUCUGUCAUCAGUGCCACUAAGCACCCAUCUCAUAUCUCUAGUUUUGGAAGAAUAAAGGUGGCACUCUCCUCUACACGGGAACAGUGAGCUGCACCAAAGCACCUCUGAAGUUUUGAACUAGUGUGAGACACCAAAAUAGUUUAAAUACAACCCAUCACACAUGUGCGAUCUAGAUUGAACUUCCACAAACAACAUCACUUCGUGCUGCUCUGUCUGUGAGGUCAUUAAGAAAAUCUAAUCUGUAUCGUUUUAAUUUAGCUGCUAAGUGUUAGGCUGCUUCUUUGAAGGAAUUUAUCGGUAAUGGGCUUGUAAAAUAUUGGGCUAUUAGUUAGACCAAUGGACUCUUUACUAGCAGAAUGUCUCGGAUGAGCGUGCUGUUGUUCGGGUGUGUGUGAUGCUUAAGGCAUAAAGCUAUAUCCUUAAAGAUAUUAAUAAAUAUAAAUGGAUUAGUUAGAAAUAACAAAUGAACACACACUGCCUCUAAGAUGUGGUGAAGCAACUUAAAUAUGCAUUGACAGAGCUCAAAAUCUCGGACACUGGGAAAUAUGCACAGAACGAGGCGUGACAGACUGAUUGAACGUACUUCGUACUAUCGACUAAAGAUCUAUGAAGAGUACACAGAGCGAUCCGUCAUAAUUGGGAUUUCUUGUAUUUGUUUCUCUCCCGCUGACAUUUACAUCGUCUGGCUGCUGCAAAACGCCUUACCGAUCGCACUUUCGGCUGCAGCCAUGAGAGGAAAAAUAACAAAUCUUGCACUUAACUCCUGAUGGAAACGCAGUAUCGUUUGAAGCUUUUCGGCAGUCUUUUGUGCACAUUGCAAGGAUUUAAGCACUUUGGACCCUUAAACUAAACCUCACCUGUGUAUUAAGUUAUGAAGUUAUGCUUUCAUUAUGAAGGUAUUGACCGUAUGUUGAUGUAUGUAUCUUAAUGUAGGUUGUGGUGGUAUCAAACAGUUCUUGAUUUAAUUUUCAAACGCCUUUAUUUAAAGGCCUUUGCAUGCUUUGUUUGGACAGUAUGUAUUGAAUAUAAACAGUUUAAGGGGUCAUCCCAUUGUUUCAUGAAGCAGCAGAAAUGAAUUGAGAGUUGCUUUUUUAAUAUUACACAGUAUGUUGUAAUAUGAGGUGAAGAAAUGUGUUUAGGAGUUGACUGAAGUAAUGAGCCUUUUUUGGUAGCUGAGAUCUUGGCUCUCGCCUAAACUAUCGUCAAGUUCCUUUAAGAUAAGGGUAGAUGUUUUGGAGCACCCUGCGCUCUUUAAUGAGUACUUAAUAGUAGAUGUAUAAAACUAGAGCACAAUGAAAUAAUUUUCUUAUGUAUUUAAGUAAAACAAUUAUUUAGGGCAUUUCAUGGUGAAACUGACUGUUGUGAUUUAUUAUGUGUGUUGCUGUUGUCUAUGUUUGGAAGUGAAAUCUGUUAACUGUUAACAAGGAAAUCCCGUUCUUUCUAUGAAAGUAAUACCUCUUGUGUGGGAUGAACACACUCAUCUUGUAUGAAUUUAACUUUAAUGGUAAAAAGACAAAGAAAAUGUUAAAAAAAUAUCUAUUAUUUUUUUGUUGAAACUGCUGUGUAAGUGCCGAAUGUUCUGGUCGUUCUUCUCGACCUUUGCCUUUUUGUUUUACUCGCUUUUAUUUCUAGUUAUGUUUCAUUUUCUUGAUUUUGUUGUAUGGCUUCACAUUGCAUUUGACCAGCAUAAACACCUUCAAAUGGAAAAUUGUAGGAUAUACUUACAAAAGAAAUUUUAUGGUUUGGACAAUGUUUAUGAAUCUAUUAAAGAUGUAUUUACUACA